AUGGAUCUCUCCGAUUACUUCUUGUUCUUCGCUAUGCGGCACCCCGUCCAACGGUGGGGUCUGUUUCUGGAAGACUUCAAGGAUGAGUGGAAGUUACCAGUAUGUCUGCGCGAGUCCGAUUGCAUGUGCCGGAGCAAACUUGAGAACGGCAAGCCAGGCCACGAGCGCGAGGGUAAACCAGAGCCCAAGCACGGGAGUGAGCCAGAGCACGAGCAUGAGGGCGCAUUAGAGUGCGAGCACGCGACCAGACCAGAGCGCAAGAAUAGACCAGGAGGUAAGCACGACAGCGAAGAAGCGCGCAACCACAAGGGUAGAGAAGGGCCCUCUACUACACCGUUGGAGACAGCAGACGAUGCCACAGACACACCAGUGCCUGCCGGGCCACCGAGGCCAUCUGAGUCGGAACUUAGGAGCCGGAUUGCAGAGUGGUCGAGAUUAGUUCAACAACAUGACGAAAGCCAGUUGAAAACCGGCAAGCAGUCUCGGCGCACCACAACUCGUAACAGGGAAGAUUCCGCUGAAUCUAACUCACAACAGAAUUAUACUCGCCAGCAGCGAGGGCCGAGUCGUAGAGUUGCUCCAGGCGAUAAAGCCCGAGAUUUCGCCCCAUGCAUCCAAUCACGAACACGAAGUGAUGUGUAUCCCAGGGGACAGCCAUUACCGGCUAUAUCGUCGAGCCAGGCGCCUGCUCCAACGCCUGCUUCUGGGACUCAUCACUUCUCCGCGAGCGCAGGACAGAGCCCGAGCACAGGGCAGAACCCGCGCGCAGGACUCAGCCAACAUCAACAAAUGUUUCUUGUUGCGCCGAGGCCAGAACUGCGCCCGAAAAGGUAUCCAGCACUGGAUCAACAUGCUUCAGACACCCAUCGCCCGUCCUCUGCAAUUCCUACAGCCAUAAGACCAGGACCGCGAGGCUUUCAGUCUCAUAGUGCGUCUAGGCCGCCGCGCGCCCACAGGCAAUCAUCAAGACAAGCAGACUCAAUCAUCCCUGGACAUGGAGCCGAAGAUGAAGCUCUGCGUACCACUGCAGGCACCGCAGCGCCAUUAGGGAGCUCGCAGUCUUUCCGGACCCAUCACCUCCGUCGCCAGGGCGGGCAGCUUGACUUGCGCCACCCAACUGGUUCACGGGACGAUAGGAAUUGCCUAUCUCGUCAGCCAUAUCCAUCAUCAGUUAACACAACAAACAUUCGUACCUUUGGCGCCCUCGCAGAGCAUGACCCUUCGCGUAACCCUGCCGCCGCCUUUCAGAUCCUAACAGCUGAGCCGACUGCGCUAGAAGCGCGUCCGUUGUGUCUCGGUCUCACCAAACCACCAAACCAAACCACACUUCCACACUUCCACACUUCCACAACCACCAUGCCUCGCGGAGUCGAAUACGCCAAGGACAACCAAGUCUCCGACAACACCUUCGAAGCCGGAAACACCAAAGUCCACGGCACAAACCCGGACCACGACACCCUCAACCGCGCGACCCGCACCGCCGAGAUGCCCGAGGUGACCGGCUCCUCGGAGCCCUACAGCGGCCAGGCGCGGUACAAGAACCACAGCGGCAGCGGGAAGGGCGGCCACGAGCCUAACACGCUGGGCGAGAUGAAGGGUCUUGGUGCGCAGCCUGGUGUUUAA
Messenger RNA from Aspergillus mulundensis, 1623 nucleotides. RefSeq lists its product as uncharacterized. The transcript has 3 exons. Lineage: Eukaryota; Fungi; Ascomycota; Eurotiomycetes; Eurotiales; Aspergillaceae. The coding region runs from base 1 to 1623 and encodes 540 amino acids. The record is from RefSeq and is a predicted model, not a curated record.